AUGAAUUUUGAAACCAUUCUCGCGCGUCCGGUAAAUAUUCUUUCCUUACCGACGGCCACUCUUUCCACACUUGCAUCCCGCAAGGUAGAUUCUUUACCUCAAUUAAAUCUUGAUCAAAAUAAAAACGAUGUAACCAACGAGCGUGAGCCUCUUAGGCCAACAUGUUUGGCUUGUGGUAUUUCGUCUUUUGACACUGUAGAACAACAAAGAGCACACUUUGCGCUGGACUGGCAUCGAUUUAACGUUAAACGCCGUUCGAUGAACAUUAAUGCCGGAAAGACAAUCUAUGUUCCCGUUACGGAACAAGAGUUUGAAGAGUUCACGGGUGAUGCUUUAUCAAGCAUUUCUGGAUCCGAGACUUCGGAAUCUGAUUCGUCCUCCCAGAGUGAAAACAUCGCGACCCUUGCGGAAGAAUUUGAACUUCACAAUAUUCACGGAAAAGAAGUGUCCGUUAAAGGAGGCGCAAGGAAUUCGGUUCCAAUUUUAUGGUUUACCAGUUCUAACAUACUGCUCGAUGGGAUUUACCUCGGAGUUUACAAGAACAUUCUAUAUAGCAAGGGUGAUAAUCAGGAUAACCCGAUUGAGAAUAUUGAGAAGCUACAAGCAAAAUCGAAGGGACAACCAAGGUACUGGACGAUGAUUAUGAUCGGUGGUGGUCAUUUCGCUGGGCUUGUUUUGGAUAUAGCUUCGAACUCAAGGGUCACAAAUCCCAAAGAAGUUAAAGUCGUUGUCUAUAAAACUUUUCACCGAUAUACAACACGUAGAAAACAAGGCGGUAGUCAGGCGAAUAGUGAUAAUGCAAAAGGAAAGGCAAAGUCUGCAGGUGCUACCAUAAGGCGAUAUAACGAAGCUGCUCUGCAAAAUGAUAUUCGUCUCUUACUCGAUCAGUGGAAGCCUAUGAUUGAUCAGAGCGAAAUCGUGUUCGUGCGUGCGACGAGUGUUAACAAAAAAAUUCUUUACAACUAUGAUGAGGCGGUACUAAAAAAAGACGAUCCUCGUAUUCGAUCCUUUCCAUUUUCAACCAGACGACCAACAUUCAACGAGUUGAAAAGAUGUUUUAUUGAACUUACCACCGUCAAGAUUUCGCAGAUGACUGAAGAGGCUCUCCAGAAUCAUGAAAAGAAAUCGGAAAAUAUACAACGAUCCAUCAAAGAUAAACCUCCUCUCGACGGGAAGGGGGAAGAGACCAUUCGGACAGCCGAAACCAUAAAAUUCGAUCCGGCUGUAUCAGAUGUUAUAUUGAAACUUAUUAGCUUAACAAAGCAGGGAAAAUUAGAAUUGUUGAAAAAUCAUAUUUCCAAGCAUUCACUUAAUGCAUUGAACCUACUUCCCAACACCUCCGUUUCCGAGAAUGACAUCAGCAAGACGCCAACUCUGCUUCACCUGUCAUCAUUUACAGGUCAUGGCGAUAUCGUUGAAUAUUUGUUGACUCAGAACGCUGAUCCUACAAUUUUGUCGUCGAAGAAUAUGACACCAUAUGACUUGGCGAAGGAUAAAGAGACCCGCAAUGUCUUUCGUAGACAUAUGGCAAAUAAUCCAAAUCAAUGGGACUGGAGUUCUGCACACCAAAAUCAACAAGAUUCCGAGACAAACAGUGAGAGUGUGACGGCUAAAUUAGCUGCGAAGAGUAAUCCCUCUUCAAAGUCGGAAAAAUUACUUGGAGGUGCAACAGAUUCUUUGUUGGCUAGACUGGGUAUGAACACGUGUGCAAUGUGUAAGAAGUCCCUUUCCGGGUUGGUUCCAUUUGAGAAAAUGAAUCUUAAGUUUUGUAGCACCACUUGUGUUAAGAACCAUAGAGAAUUACAGGAAUAA
This is a messenger RNA of Acaulospora morrowiae, 1812 nucleotides long. The record is from the annotation of a GenBank genome assembly. Lineage: Eukaryota; Fungi; Glomeromycota; Glomeromycetes; Diversisporales; Acaulosporaceae.